GGGCGCCGAAGAGUGACGAUGCGCUGGCUCGCGACGGCGGCGGCCUUAGCAGCGGCAAUAGGCGCAACAGCGGCGGCCACUGCAGGGACGACGACGGCAGGGCGGGCGCUGUGCGCAGAGGGGAGGGGUAGGCGGGCGGCGCCGGCGGCUUGAGCUGCGGCGGCGACGGCCAGAGCGACGGAAGGAGAACCCCCACCCGCCGGCGGUCGCGUUAGGCCUCAGCGGCGCCCGGAGCCGCUCGCACUGUCCUCGGCGGGAGAUCUCCAUAGAGACCGUGACACACACAGAGGCGGGGGUCCGCGGGAGGCCGCCGGACCGAAGCCAGCUCCUCGGCCUCUGCCGCUGCCACCCCGUCCUCUCGGCCAGCGCGCACCCUCUCCGCUCCGGCUCGCAACCUCGCGGUCCCUGAGGUGCCGGGGUCCCACUGUGCGGGCACCGCGGGCCGACUUUUGGGCCGGGACCGGGCGGGGGGGGCUCUAAGGCCGUCGCCUCUGCCUCUCCCGCCCCCCUUACCCGCCGCGGAGCGGGGAGCCGCGAAGGCUCCACCAUGGCCUCGGGAGCCGGAGGAAUAGGAGGGGGCGGCGGCGGCGGCGGUGGCAAGAUCCGGACGCGGCGUUGCCACCAGGGGCCAAUUAAGCCUUACGCGCAGGGGCGACAACAGCACCAGGGCCUUCUUAGCAGGGUUACAGAAUCUGUUAAGAAUAUUGUGCCUGGAUGGCUACAGAGAUAUUUCAACAAGAAUGAAGAUGUAUGCAGCUGCUCAGCAGACACAAGUGAGGUGCCACAUUGGCCAGAAAAUAGAGAAGAUGCCCAUCUCCUGUAUGCUGAUGAGGAGAGCACCCACGUAAAUGAUGGGAGGCUCACCCCUGAGCCAGCAGUCAGUAAUACAGAAGAACCCUCAACAACUAGUACCGCUUCAAAUUAUCCAGAUGUAUUAACAAGGCCUUCUCUUCAUCGGAGCCAUCUGAACUUCUCCAUGUUGGAAUCCCCUGCAUUACACUGUCAGCCAUCCACCUCCUCGGCAUUCCCAAUAGGCAGUUCUGGAUUUUCCCUUGUAAAGGAAAUUAAAGAUUCUACCUCUCAGCAUGAUGAUGAUAAUAUCUCGACUACCAGUGGUUUUUCUUCAAGAGCUUCUGAUAAAGAUAUAGCUGUUUCAAAGAACACUUCAGUGCCACCUCUCUGGUCCCCAGAGGCCGAACGUUCUCACUCACUCUCCCAGCACACUGCCACCAGCUCAAAAAAACCAGCAUUCAACUUGUCUGCCUUUGGAGCACUUUCCCCUUCUCUUGGGAAUUCUUCAGUCCUUAAAACAAGUCAGCUUGGAGAUUCUCCUUUUUAUCCUGGAAAAACAACAUAUGGUGGGGCAGCCGCUGCUGUAAGACAGGCUAAACUACGAAAUACACCUUAUCAGGCACCGGUCAGAAGGCAGAUGAAAGCGAAGCAGCUGAGUGCGCAGUCGUACGGUGUGACCAGCUCAACAGCACGGCGCAUAUUGCAGUCUCUGGAGAAGAUGUCCAGUCCUCUAGCGGAUGCAAAAAGAAUCCCAUCUGUUGAGUUGAUAAAACUUUGGUUUCUCUUUACCUGUAAGGUGCACUCUCAGUAUCCCCCUGUUCAGAGACUCGUGACCCCAAAGCCAGUUUCCGUAGCAACAAAUCGAACCGUUUAUUUCAAACCAUCUCUGACCCCAUCUGGUGAAUCGAGGAAGACUAAUCAAAGAGUAGAGAAAAAGCACAAUACUGGAUAUGAAAAAAAUAGGACACCAGAACAAAAUAGAGAACAACGAGAAAGUGGUUUUUCAUACCCAAAUUUCAUCUCCACAUUUCUCAGGAAGGAGGCAGACGUACUACCUCCAUCUUCUAUUGGAUUUACAUUUAGUGUGCCCGUUGCAAAAACAACAGAACUCUCUGGCUCCAGUAGUACUUCAGAACCAAUUACAAGUAGUUCAGCACAAGAUACCACUUCAGUGAACAGUACAAGCUGUAAGAAGAAGCUAGAUGAAGAUUGUGAGGGCCUUUUUGUACCUGCAAAAGUCCUGAAAGAAGGAAGUGUUCUAGAUGUUUUGAAAAACCCUGGUUUCCUAUCACCGAAGGUAGAUUCUCUUGCUGCUCAGCCUACCACGACAAGCCCUGCAGUUUAUACAAGACCAGCAAUAAGUAGCUUUUCUUCUAGUGGAGUUGGGCUUGGGGAAGGUCUAAAAGCUGGAUCAUCAUGGCGGUGUGACACGUGUCUUGUCCAGAACAGAGUUACAGACAAUGAGUGCAUAGCCUGUCAAGCCACAAAAUCGCCACCAAGAGAUUCUGCUAAACAGAUGGGCGUGGGGACAGCAAGUCAGAGUGGCAAGCCAGCUCCUCCUGCAGCAGGGACAGGCUUUGGAGACAAAUUUAAACCGGCAGCCGGAGCUUGGGAUUGUGAUACCUGUUUAGUGCAGAAUAAGCCGGAAGCAGUGAAGUGUAUAGCUUGUGAAACACCAAAACCUGGAACUGGCGUUAAGCGGGCCCUUACGUUGCCAGCGGCUUCAGAAAGUGCCGUGACUGUAACCGCUUCAUCUUCCAGCUGCACCGUGACCACUGGUACCUUAGGGUUCGGAGAUAAAUUCAGAAGACCUCUGGGAUCCUGGGACUGUCCAGUGUGCUGUGUUUCUGAUAAUGCGGGCGACGAUAAAUGUGUGUCCUGUAUGUCUGAGAAACCAGGGAUCUCAGUACCCACUUCAAGUAGCAGCACGCCACCUGUGUCUCUGUCUUCUGGAGGCUCACUAGGAUUGGACAAGUUCAAGAAGCCUGAGGGAAGCUGGGACUGUGAAGUGUGCCUGGUGCAAAAUAAACCCGAGUCUGCCAGAUGCGUGGCUUGUGAAAGUGCAAAGCCAGGCACAAAGUCUGAGUUUAAAGGCUUUGGCACAUCUUCCUCAUCUUCAAACCCAGCAGCUUCAUCUUUCAAGUUUGGUAUCCAGCCCUCCUCUUCUGGGCCUUCUCAGACAUCCACAAACACUGGAAAUUGUAAAUUUGGAGACAAAGGAGGCUUCACAGCAGGCGUGGCAUCAGAUUCUGAGUCUGCAAAUCCCAUGAGUGGAGGCUUUACAUUUUCUAAACCAACAGGAGAUUUUAAAUUUGGAGUUUCAUCUGAUCCUAAACCUGAAGAAGAUAAAAAAGACAGUAAGAAUGAUAAUAACUUUAAGUUUGGACUUCCUUCUGGUUUAAGCAAUCCAGCUCCUUUAGCUCCAUUUCAGUUUGGAGUGUCUAAUCUUGGGCAGCAAGAAAAGAAGGAGGAACUGCCCAAGUCUUCGUCUGCAGGCUUCAGCUUUGGUACAGGUGUUAUUAACCCUGCCCCUGCUGCCACGAAUACCACAGUGACCUCCGAGACCAAGAGCAGCUUCAGCUUUGGAACCAUAGAAACCAAGAGUGUUUCAGUGUCUCCUUUCACGUGUCAGACAGCAGAAGCAAGCAAAGAAGAGAAGCCUGCCGCCAGAGUAGGGUUCACCUUUGGCAGUGUGGAGCAGGCCUCUUUGCCAUCCACCUCAGCCUUUGUUUUGGGAAGGACAGAGGAGAAGCAGCCAGAGCCCGUCACUUCAACUUCCCUCGUGUUUGGGAGGAAAGCUGACGGCGAAGAGCCAAAGUGUCAGCCCGUGUUUGCCUUUGGGAGCUCAGAGCCAACCAAAGAUGAGAGUGCUUCCAAGUCGACGUUUAGUUUCAGUAUGGCAAAACCAUCGGAGAAGGAAUCAGAACAGCCAGCAAAGGCCACUUUUGCUUUUGGAGCUCAAACCAGUGCCACAGCUGAUCAAGGAGCAGCCAAGGCCGUUUUCAGUUUCUUGAACAACAGUUCCUCUAAUUCAAGUCCACCAGCCACUUCGACCAGUGGAGUUCUAUUUGGUAGUUCCACGCCUUCCUCCAGCGCCCCUGCGGCUGCCUUUGUGUUCGGCCAGGCCAGCAAUCCUGCCGGCGGCCCCGCCUUUGGGAACUCGGCCGAAUCCAGUCCAUCUCAGUCUUUGCUGUUUUCUCCGGAGAACAAACCAGCAGCCGCAUCGGUGACAGCUGCAGCUGUCGCCCCGUUCGUCUUCGGGCCAGGAGCCGGCAGUAGCACUACGGCAACCGCUGGUUUCACCUUCGGAGCCCCGACCACAUCUAGCUCUGCAGGAUCCUCAUUUGUAUUUGGCACUGGACCUUCUUCAACACCAUCUGCCAGUCCAGCAUUUGGUGCUAGUCAGACCCCAACAUUUGGGCAAAGUCAGGGUGCCAGCCAGCCUAAUCCACCAGGCUUUGGAUCUAUAGCAUCUUCCACAGCUUUAUUUUCCACUGGCUCUCAGCCUGCAGCACCUACUUUUGGGACAGUGUCAAGCAGUAGCCAGCCUCCCGUGUUUGGACAGCAGCCUACUCAGUCUGCCUUUGGCUCAGGAGCAGCUCCUAAUUCCGGUCCGGUUUUCCAAUUUGGCAGCACCACUACAAAUUUCAACUUCACCAACAACAAUCCAUCAGGAGUGUUCACAUUUGGUGCAAAUUCCAGCACACCUGCAGCCUCCGCCCGGCCUUCAGGCUCAGGGGGAUUUCCGUUCAGCCCGCCUUCAGCACCGUUCACCGUGGGGUCAAAUGGGAAAAGUCUGUUCUCUUCUUCCGGAACUUCAGUUUCUGGUCGCAAGAUAAAGACUGCUGUUAGACGUAGAAAAUAAAGGCCACAGAGGUGUUAUACACAAGAGUUUUACUGACAGCUGGUGCCCUGCUUUCAGAUCCUGGAUUGUGCUACACGCUGGCGUUAUCUGAAGUCGUAUUUGCCUGAGGACAUCUUUAAUUUUGGAACUUUCCUCCUUUCUCUUUCUUUACAGAAGCCCCUACCCUCACCGCACCCCACCCACCCCUUUUUUAAAAUAAUAGCUAGCCUGGUGACUGACUCUUCAACAGAAACAUUUUAUGAUCCAGCAGAGUAUCACUGGUUUGGUGUGGUCUGGCUGUGCCCAGGAGAGAGCCCUCACAGUGAUGGCUUUGUAUCGAACCUCUUCGUCUGCACCACUCUUGGCAUUGAUGUGCGUUUGUGGAGCGCGUUGACAUUGUAAUUCUCUCUGAGGAAUUCUGUAUAGAUUAGAGGAUGUUGAAAUGAAUGAUUUUUAUGCUGAGUUUGUGCUGGUGUAUGUGUGAAGUGAGUGAGUUGGGUGUACUGUGCACUAAACCUUUCUGAUAGAGGAAGCCUGAUUAAGGACUGGUCCCUGCUGAGGACUUGUUAGAUCUAGUUCUCCAUUUCAUGAUUAUAUGCUAUUUCUAUAGUUUCAUUCUUAUGACUAUCACCUGUCUUGCCUUUUUCAUUAUUUUAUUAUGAAAUUUGUGUAAAUACAAUUUUGUUUCUGUACUUUUUUGGCAUAACAUAAAUCUGUGAACUUGAAAUUUUAAUUUUGUGUUAGAAAUUUUUUUUGUUGUUUGUUUAGUCUUGUCUCAGAUUUUAUUAUGUAAAUCCCAUUAUUCAAAGUUGCCUAAAUCCAUUUGGAAAUCUUAAAAAAAAAAAAAAAAAAAAAAUUGGGGAUUCUUAAAGUGAAUUUAUUGGCUUUUCUGAUCCAGUUUUGUUUGGACCAAAAACCAGUAUUGUACAAAGUAUUAUUAAGCAUAUAUUUUUAUAUUUACUGAAAUGGACUGUGGUGACUUUGGAUAAUAAGGAAAAGUUUAAUAUUAAAGCCAUGUUUAUUACAGUAUAAUUAACAUGUUAAACCAUGGGAUAAAUGCCAUCAAUAAAAAAUUAUGAAAUA
This is a messenger RNA of Trichechus manatus latirostris (Florida manatee), 5719 nucleotides long. RefSeq names its product nucleoporin 153 (gene NUP153). The coding region runs from base 548 to 4657 and encodes 1369 amino acids. The transcript has 22 exons. Gene Ontology annotation, cellular component: nuclear pore. NCBI's taxonomy places the organism in Eukaryota, Metazoa, Chordata, Mammalia, Sirenia, Trichechidae. The record is from RefSeq and is a predicted model, not a curated record. Gene Ontology annotation, biological process: protein import into nucleus; RNA export from nucleus. Gene Ontology annotation, molecular function: structural constituent of nuclear pore.